CAAGAAAGCCGAUGAUUGCCAAACACACGCCAACUAUCUGAGUCUGCAUGUUGCAAAAAAAUCAAAUCCAAGCCAAUCACUGUGGCUGUAGCGCCGCGUGCUGGCCAGAGAGGACCUAUCAGAGCGAAGUAAAACGCACGAGCCCACCGAGGGGGGCGUGGCUAACAGGAGCGAGGAAAAAGGGAAACUAAAAGCCUGGUUUUAAUUGUGAGGAUCGUUUGGAGUUUGCACACCCAAAGCUGGUCAAGGACGAUGGCAACCCAUGCUUCAAGGAUAAAGACACUGAUUCACACAUCUGGAUCAUGAGCUCUGCCUGGGCACCACAGGGCCUCUUUGUAGUGGAGAAACACCUCUGACCUCAAAGGCAGCGUGAUGGAUGUUUUAUAUCUGAGCAAUGAAGCCAAAGCCCACCCAGAGGAGGGGGGCUGCUCUGAGGCAUCUGUGGGUCAUAUAAAACUUGCCUGCAGAGGUAGAGUUUUCAGUUGGCAGCCAGUAAAGAACUGAGACGGAGCAAGAAGGAGAAGGACCACCACCAAACAGCAAUGGCAUCUUUAGGGCUGCAGAUUCUGGGCGUCGGGCUGGCGGUGCUUGGAUGGAUUGGAAACAUACUGAUCUGUAUGCUGCCUCUGUGGAAAGUGUCUGCUUUCAUUGGGAACAACAUCGUGGUGGCUCAGACUAUCUGGGAGGGACUGUGGAUGACCUGUGUAGUGCAGAGCACCGGACAGAUGCAGUGCAAGGUCUACGACUCCCUGCUGGCCCUGCCUCCGGACCUCCAGGCGGCUCGAGCUAUGGUGGUCAUCGCCAUCCUCUUCUCUCUGUUUGGCCUGCUGCUCUCUGUGGUCGGAGGGAAAUGCACCACCUGUGUCGGGGACAAAGCAGCAAAAGCCAGAGUGGCAAUCUCCGCAGGUGUUUUCUUUGUCCUGAGUGGAGCUCUGUGUCUGGUCACUGUGUCUCUGCCUGCUAAUACUAUCAUAAAGGACUUCUACAACCCCUUGGUCCCUGACGCCCAGAGGAGGGAGCUGGGUGCAUGUUUGUACAUGGGCUGGGGAGCAUCAGGACUGCUGCUGAUAGGUGGUACUCUUCUCUGCUGUCAGUGCCCAUCAGGAGGAGACCGCUAUAAUGGAGCAAAGUACUCGGCGCCUAAAUCCACAACUCCCGGGAAGGAAUUCGUCUGAGUUGCUGCAUUAAAUGGGAACCCUUUAAAAGGCAACUGACUUUACAUACAGCACAAACCUGUUGGUUAUCAAGUUGUGAUUUGCAUUGUGAUUAACAUUUCUUUUACUAACACACUGCGACCUUUUGUUUCCGAAACAUGCAAUAGACUCUACAAGGUAUGUUGCCUGUUACCAAAAUGCAACAUGGAGUUAAGAUCGAGGCUUAUUCAUUUCUUUUUUGUGUUAUAAUUUCAAUAUUAAUUCAGUCUAAGACUCUUCUGAUGUUUUUUGCAGCAUAAGCACUUCAGAAAGACUCGUAUGUAUUCAUAAUGUGUCAUGUUUGUCAUUCAGACAAUAAACAGAUUUUUUGUCAGCAAUGUUUUUUUGAGAUGUCUAAUUUGGUGAAACAUAAAGUACAUUAAUCAUGGUAUUAUUUUUAAGUACAUAUUUUGAGAUACUUACCUUGAGAGGUAUUAUUGCACUUUGAAGAUAUUACUUAUUUGACUGCUAUACUUAAAUGAUUAAGAUUUUACACACAAAAAUGUGAUCAGUUCAUAAAAAAUGAUGCAUUGAUGAAACUAUGAAACAGUGGGACAGAGGGUGUCAUAUGCUGUAGAGAUUGU
Plectropomus leopardus (leopard coralgrouper) is the source of this 1777-nucleotide messenger RNA. RefSeq names its product claudin 29 (gene cldn29). Gene Ontology annotation, molecular function: structural molecule activity. NCBI's taxonomy places the organism in Eukaryota, Metazoa, Chordata, Actinopteri, Perciformes, Serranidae. Gene Ontology annotation, cellular component: bicellular tight junction; membrane. The record is from RefSeq and is a predicted model, not a curated record.